AUGGCUGCCACGUCGCUGGGGCCUUCCCGGUGGGCCCGCCGGUCAACCGCGAGAGGCUUCCUCUGGGAUGGUCGCACUGCCAGUGGUGAUCCUCUUUCUCCGUCUCGGGCGGAAGAUGUGGCGGCGGAAGCCCACUACUCCGCCCUCCUGCAGAGGUGCGCCGCCGUAGCGUCGGAGCCGAAGCUUGGCGGGGCCAUCCAUGGCGGUCUCCUCAAACGCUGCAUCCUCCCCUCCUCCCUCUUCCUCCAGAACCACCUACUCAACGCCUACUUUAAGUGCGGCGACGUCUCCUCGUCCCUCCGCCUGUUCGAAGAAAUGCCCCAGAGGAACGUGGUUUCCUGGUCGGCCGCGAUCGGGGGCCUCGUACAAGGUGGCCUACCGGAGAAGGCGCUCUCCCUCUUCCUCGAGAUGCGGCGCGGCGGCGCGAGGCCCAACGAGUUCACUCUCGUGAGCUCCCUCAAUGCCUGCACGUCCAGCGGAGACCUCGACCUAGCGCGCCAGUUCUACGCCCAAGUGAUCCAGUUAGGGUUCGAAGCCAACGUGUUCUUGAUGAACGCUUUCCUCACGGCGUUGCUGCGGAACAGGCGGCUAGCGGAGGCCGUGGAGCUGUUCGAGAAAUUUCACGGCAAGGACGUGGUCUCCUGGAACACCAUGAUCGCCGGCUACCUACAACUCUCAUACUCAGACGUGUGGGGCUUCUGGUGCAGAAUGAACAGAGAAGCUGUUCCUCCCAAUGAGUUCACAUUCAGCAGCAUCCUCACCGGAUUGGCUGAGACCGCUAGCUUGAGACACGGCCUGCAAGUUCACGCGCAGCUAGUCAAGUACGGCUACGGGGACGACACCUGCGUGGGCAACUCCCUGGCCGACAUGUACCUGAAGAACCAGUCACUCCCCGACGGCCUGAAGGCUUUCGACGGAAUGCUCCACAGAGACGUAGUCUCCUGGACCCAGAUGGCAUCUGGCUGCGUCCAGUGCGGAGACCCAGGCAGCGCUCUGCGAGUCCUAAAGGGGAUGAUGCUCGCCGGCGUCAAGCCCAACAGAUUCACUCUAGCGACGGCAUUCAACGCCUGUUCCAGCCUGGUUUCCCUCGAAGAAGGGAGGAAGACCCACGCCCUGAGGAUCAAGCUGGGGGAAGACGCCGCGGACCUCUGCGUGGAUAACGCCCUGAUCGACAUGUACGCCAAAUGCGGCUGCAUGGAGGGAGCGAUGGCGGUUUUCCGGUCGAUGAGGGGUCGGUCGGUGAUCUCCUGGACGACCAUGAUCAUGGGCUUCGCUCAGAAUGGGCUUCCUCGAGAGGCCCUCGAAGCUUUCAAGGAGAUGGUAUCGGAACGGGUGGAGCCGAACUACAUCACCUUCAUCUGCGUCCUCUACGCCUGCAGCCAAGGAGGGCUCCUCGAAGAAGGAUGGGAAUACUUCGGAUCCAUGGCGAGAGACCACGGAGUAGAACCUGGAGAAGAUCAUUAUGCUUGCAUGGUGGGGCUCCUCGGCCGUGCCGGGCGGAUCGCAGAGGCCGAGGCUCUGAUCGAGAGCAUGCCCUUCCGGGCAGGCGCUCUGGCCUGGCAAACCCUGCUUGCGGCCUGCCGGGUCCACGGAGAUGCCGAGACCGGUCAGAGAGCGGCAGAGAGAGCCCUCUCUCAGGAUAGGGAGGACCCAUCGACCUACGUUCUACUGUCCAACACUUUCGCUCACCUCAGGGAUUGGAACGGUGUGGGGAGAGUCAGAGGCCUCAUGGAGAACAGCGAGGUGGAGAAAGUUCCGGGUUGCAGUUGGAUCGAGGUCAUGGGUAGUAGCAGUAAUGCUUACACUUGA
Molecule: messenger RNA, 1809 nt
Organism: Spirodela intermedia
Lineage: Eukaryota; Viridiplantae; Streptophyta; Magnoliopsida; Alismatales; Araceae
Source: the annotation of a GenBank genome assembly